AUGCAGUUUGCAUUGAUAUCUUUGAUUCCGGGCUUGCUUCGAAAUCUUCAGGAUUCUGCCGAUCCAAGUCUUGAUUCUUAUAGUCGCACUGUUGAGAGACCGACAACACUGAAGACAAGUGAACGGAGUUCUUUGCUAUCAUAUAUGGGCUUGCCAUUACAGCUAUUCGGCAAGGGAUCCUUCUUCGGUCCAUAUACGCCGCUUCAACAACUAGAUAUUCUCGCUGAUUACGAUACGAAAUCCUAUGUUGUUGGCUCCACAAAUAGCCUUCUCCUGCAACAGAAAGAACGCUACUCGGAUAUUCUCAUCAAUCUAGAUGAAUCCAACAGUAUCACAAUUACCUCCACAUCUCUGCGCACCGCACUGUCCCUCUCGGCUGCAGAUCGCCGCUGGAUAGACGGUCUCACACAAACUGUACUAGACACGUGGGAUCCUGAGAAUCCAUCAAGGCCCAAAAACAUGGGUUUCGCAGGGUCUGAAGAUGCUAUCCGCUUCCAGUUUGAAGAAUAUGUCUUAUCUCUCCUCAGCUCGAUGGCAUACCAGGUAUAUCACGAGGCGAUGUCGGAAGCCAAUGUUCCCGCCAGCGUGAGCAACACUGAACACUACCCAGACCCAGACGACACAGCCAGUGACUUUAACCCGGAGUUCCUCACCAUGUGGCGAGAGACGAACAACUUCGCGCUAUUCAAUCGUUUAACGGAAGAACACCGUGUCUUUGAUAUUAUCGAGCCUCGCCACCCCACAGCCGGCGGACUAAAUGUUGAAGAUGUGCAACGCCGAGUCCAGCAGACCGUGGCGGAGUUGCACCUCGACGAACGGGUGAGAGAGGGAAGAGAACAACUAGGCAAGACGUUCGCCUCCGGCAAGGAGAGAGUGGGUGCGGGUGUCGCUCGCUUCUGGGCCGAAGUGGAGAAGGCCAGGGAGCAACGACAGACCAAACAACAGCAGACAAGUCGCAAUGCAAGCCAGACUCGCGAGGGUGCAGGAGGGGACUGGGAGAUUGUCGGAGGAGAUUUUAACGCCGUCAAGCCAAAGGAAAACGUCGACCCAUCGUUGGCGACCGACAAGACCACCAGUGCGCCAUCACAUCCUCCUUCGUUCAACGAUACCACAACCGCGUCCUCCACGUCGCCACCGACAGCAGGAACAACAGCAACAGCAACCCUGGGCUGGGCUUCAUCACUCCGCGACCGCGCCGCAAAGACCCAGUUCCAGAAACCCAACGUCGACACUGCACAGCUGCAGGCGUCGGCACGCGAAAAUGCCGCAAAAGCUGGGGCCUACCUCAGCUCCUGGGGCAGUUGGGCCAAGGAACGCGUCCAGCAGCAGCAGCCGACGAAACCACCUGGCGGAACUGGGAAAGCAGAUGGUUAG
Molecule: messenger RNA, 1374 nt
Organism: Exophiala bonariae
Lineage: Eukaryota; Fungi; Ascomycota; Eurotiomycetes; Chaetothyriales; Herpotrichiellaceae
Exons: 3
Coding region: 1-1374 (457 amino acids)
Cellular component (GO): cytoplasm
Source: RefSeq, a predicted model, not a curated record